Molecule: messenger RNA, 720 nt
Organism: Fusarium keratoplasticum
Lineage: Eukaryota; Fungi; Ascomycota; Sordariomycetes; Hypocreales; Nectriaceae
Exons: 1
Coding region: 1-720 (239 amino acids)
Source: RefSeq, a predicted model, not a curated record
AUGGCAUCUCCCGAACUCACCCUAGAGUUAUCGGAGCUCUUCUCUAAGAUCGAGAACAACUUCAAGACGACCAACCUUGGAGAGCACCGCUGGUACCUCCUCGUCAUCGCCUGCCUCUCUGCCAGUCCGGAUCCGGAAGCAUCCGCAGCUCUGUACCUCUACCUCACACGCCAAGAAGCCUACCAGACUAGCGAGUCCAGACAGGCCCUUGUGAGGCGACUUCGCGAGGCCCUGGUCAAGACCAUCUGCCUCGUAGGCGUGUGCAAGCCUAUUGAGGCCAUCCUCGCAAUCGCAAAGAUCGAGAAGCCCGAGGACCGAGAUUACAGCAGAACCCGACAAGACUGGCAGGCUGAUGACGCCAACCACGAGCGGGCCGUGAAUUGGUUCAAGCAGUUGUACACGCGUAACGCCACCGACACGCUCGGUCUGUUUGACGCACACAAGGAUUUCUCGUGGAUCUCGACAGAGAUUACGUACGGGUUGUAUCUCUCGGAUCGUCAGGUUCUCGACGACACGGAUACGCAGAUGGUUGUUUUGCCUGCCAUCAUGAGUCAGAAUCUCCGCCUUGAGACCCAUUGGCAUAUCCGGGGAACGCGACGGAUUGGUGUGAGCAAGGAGGAUACUCAGGUUAUUUGCGAUAGUGUGAGGGCUGUGUCGGAGUUUUUUGGGAUCAAGUUGAACAGGGUGCCUACGGUGGACGAGGUUGAGCCAGAUGUCUAG